This is a messenger RNA of Branchiostoma belcheri (Belcher's lancelet), 4110 nucleotides long. RefSeq lists its product as uncharacterized. The coding region runs from base 1 to 4110 and encodes 1369 amino acids. The transcript has 22 exons. Gene Ontology annotation, molecular function: protein binding. The record is from RefSeq and is a predicted model, not a curated record. Lineage: Eukaryota; Metazoa; Chordata; Leptocardii; Amphioxiformes; Branchiostomatidae.
AUGGCGAGUCCGUGUGCAUCAGGGUUUUGGAUGUGGGUGGUUAUGGUGCUGACAGCAACGACUGCGACAGUCACCGGGCAAGGUACGUGUCCAAUAGCAGGCUAUGCCAGUUUUAACGGAGUUUGCUACAAGGACUUCCCUGACCCGAAGACGUACGACGAGGCUAAACAGACGUGUGCCGCAGACGGGGGACUGCUCGCCAUGCCGAAGAAUAGCGCGGCCAACACUUACAUCCACAAUCUAGGAGGAGCAGGAGUACGCUGGAUCGGGCUGACUGACACCGACAGGGAAGGCCGGUGGGUAUUUGCUGACGGCCAAACACUUGCGUCAUCCGGCUAUACCAACUGGAACUCCGGUGAGCCAAACGAUGCUGGCAGGAUCGAAGACUGUGCCGAGUUGUAUGGUUCCACGCACGGCUGGAAUGAUGCCCAGUGCAGCCUCGCCAAAGGAUUCAUCUGCCAGCUAGUCUUUACAGCCAAUCCUCAAUGGGUAGACGUUUUUUCAACCGUGAAAGGAACAGGACAGACUGUUUACGACGCCUGGAGAACUAAUGGACAAGUCAGCCACAACAAGUGCCCAGUUGUAGACCAAUGGGAAUCGCUUAACAUCCAGCGGGUGAAGGUUGUGUUGGAGUCCUCCGAAGGAAAUAGAGAGCUGAUUUUUGAUGGGAGGAACACUGACAGGUUCAACUGGUUCUCCAAGUCUCGUCUGCUCUCAUCUCCUUGGAACGACAUUAGCGCCGAGCCUCAAAACGUCUUCUCGAUCGAAGGAAGCCAACAUGUGAAAAGGUCUUUUCACAUCAAUCGCAACUGGGGUGGUUGCCCCCAAGACGCUGGUUGGCUUGCGGUGGCCGACAUCGGUCCGCGCGGAAUAUGCGAAUGGGAGCGAGCUCCGGAAGAUCAGCUGCCUUACAUUCGCUUUUCUAAAACUACAGGCUACGCUAACUACAACGGGGGUGAUAUUGCAACGGCCGAUCGGAUGGUCAUCUACAUCGACACGCCCGGAAAAAACGUGCUGUGCUCCUGCCCUGCUGGACAGUCUCUUAGUGAAGAUGGCACCCGGUGUGAAGGGUGUCCAAAAGCAGGCUAUUCCAGCUUAAACAGAGUUUGCUACAAGGACUUCCCUGACCCGAAGACGUACGACGAGGCUAAACAGACGUGUGCCGCAGACGGGGGACUGCUCGCCAUGCCGAAGAAUAGCGCGGCCAACACUUACAUCCACAAUCUAGGAGGAGCAGGAGUACGCUGGAUCGGGCUGACUGACACCGACAGGGAAGGCCGGUGGGUAUUUGCUGACGGCCAAACACUUGCGUCAUCCGGCUAUACCAACUGGAACUCCGGUGAGCCAAACGAUGCUGGCAGGAUCGAAGACUGUGCCGAGUUGUAUGGUUCCACGCACGGCUGGAAUGAUGCCCAGUGCAGCCUCGCCAAAGGAUUCAUCUGCCAGCUAGAAUGCGCGGAAGAAAAAGCCAUCUGCUCUGCAUGGGGAGAUCCACACUUCACGACAUUCGACGGAAACACACAUCAUUUUCAAGGUCCUUGCAGAUACACGUUCGCCAAGGACUGUGGAAACAGCAGCGAUUUUGAUGUAGAAGUACAACAGGUUCCAUCAACCUGGAACCCAACCGUUUCAUACGUGCGUUCAGUGUACGUGACAGCAUACGGGUACGAAAUCGGGAUUCUUCAAGGCAAAGUUGUGACAGUGACAGGACCGCCGCCCACGCCUCCCUUCACCGCCACGCCUCCCUUCAGCCUAGCAACGGGCAGGAUCGAGGUCACCCUGAGCGGCAUGUAUGUCCGAGUAGAGCUGACAGAGUUGUGCGUGGUGAUUCUCUACGAUGGGGUUGAAAGAGUUGAGGUGAAGAUUCCGAGUAGCUACCAGAAUAUGAUGUGUGGACUGUGCGGGAACUACAACGGUAUAAGGAACGAUGACUUUGAGUUACCGAAUGGAAACAUCGUCUCGAACGUGAAUGAGUUCGGGAAUGGUUGGGAGACCGGCAGCAAUGCUUGUUCUGGUGACCGUCCUACCGGUGAACCCCCGACUGAAGGACCGUGUGACCCGAACUAUACGGACCCGUGUAACGUGCUUACAGACACAAACGGUCCGUUUGCUGCUUGCCAUGGCGUUGUGGAUCCUCAGAUUUACUUGAACAGCUGCGUCUUCGACCAGUGUGCAACGCAGGGCCAAGGAGGGUUCCUCUGUGCGAACUUGAAGGCUUACUAUGCCACCUGUAGGGGCGCCGGCGUGUCUCCGUUCGAUUGGAGGACGCCAGACCUCUGUCAUUCCCGUUGCUCCAUUAAAACAACGGACACCACCUACCGAUACCGAUGGGAUGUGCCCCAGCUUACGGGAACGCGCUUCACGUUUGAAGUAUCAGUCAACAACGAUGCCCACAUCGGCCUGUCACCAGUUAACAACGAUGUUGCAGACAUGUAUGAAAUCGUCAUCGGCGGGUGGACGAAUACAAGAUCAGCCAUACGCCGAAUACCGCAAGGCCCCGACCUCACAAAUGUCCCGACACCAGCUAUCAACUCGCCAACGGAAUUCAGGACCUUUUGGAUCAACUGGGCUUCAGACGGAACCAUUUCUGUCAGAAAGGGGGGUGUCGCUGAGCCGUUUAUGUCGUGGAGGGAUCCCAACCCGCUUCGCGUCUCCUAUGCUGGGUACUCUACAGGCUGGGGCAGCACUGGGCGUUGGAAGUUCUGCUCUACCGAAGGGAUCUCGGGGCUGACCAUCGACGAUGCCGGAAUUGGUCAUCUCAUCGUUUCCUGGACAGUUGUGGGGAAUCUUCCGGUCUCGCGCUACAGGCUCCGCUACCAGCCGGCAGACGGGUCGGUCUCGUACCAGGACCUCUCCCCCGCACCAGAAGUGGGAGCUACCUUGGCAACGGUACAGGGACUGCAGCCAGACACUGAAUACACCUUCACGCUGACUUCUUUCGACGAGGAUGACCAGCCAAACGGGGAGAUCAACGGCACAUACACCACAGAUUCGGUUGUGGUGAACGUACAGUGCGACCAGGACAGUAUGAGUCUGUCCAUCCCCCGUGCGGCACUACUGGCUGUGAAUGUGGAGGACCUACACCUGCUGGACCCGGACUGUGGAGCCACUGAGGACGAAGAUGUCUUUAAGUUAGAGACACACCUUCAGGAGUGCGGAACCAGACAGGAGACCUCAGGAGAUGACAAAUUCAUCUUCUCCAACGAAGUCAUUGCCAACCAAGUGACUCACGACAACGGCGCUGUGCGUGGCCAGCCGGUAAACCUGCCCUUCCACUGUGAGUUCCUCCGUCAGCGCGUUGUCUCGGGCAGAGCCAUCAUGUAUAACAUCCCCCCUCCUCGUCUUCGAAUCGUUGACGCGAACAACAGUUUCACCAUAGAGAUGCACAUGUACACUUCGGAAGACUUUGUUGCAACCUAUGAGAGUUCUGACUUCCCAGUUCAGGUCGUACCAUCUGACCGUCUUCACUUCGGCCUGAGUGUUGCGUCACCGCUGGACAACCUGGAGCUGUUCGCCCGUGACUGUGUCUCCACCCCCACCACCAACCCUGACGACACUCCUAGCGUCAACAUCAUCGACGAUGGCUGUCAGGUUGAUCAGACUCUACAGAAGGACGAUGACCUUUCUAACGACAAGGCCCUGUACUACAGCGUGGACGCCUUCACGUUUCCCAACGCUCUCAACCCCAGCCUGGUGUACUUCCAUUGCACCAUGAUCAUCUGCUUCAAGGACGACCCUGACUCUCGGUGCAAACAGGGCUGCAUUCCACCAGCACGGCGCAGACGAGCCGUCUCGGACGGGACGGAGGGCAGGGUUCGCCGGGAAAGCAGCAGGGACCACGAGGCAAAAAUCACCCAAGGACCGUUCAAGGUGCAGUCCGGAGAAGGAGCAGGACCAGCUGGAGUGCCGCUGGGUACCGCGGUGGGAGCGGCUGUUGGAGUUGCCGGGAUCAUGGUGCUUCUGAUCGUGGCCGUGGUUCUGGCGAAGAAACGGGGCGGCCUGACCUUACGGAGGAAGAAGCGUGAUGACGACACUGUCGGACUUGACAACUACGCAUACCAGGCUUGGGGAAAGAUGAACAAGACUGGCAUUGCUGACACCAAAGCCUAG